Molecule: messenger RNA, 771 nt
Organism: Aphanomyces invadans
Lineage: Eukaryota; Oomycota; Saprolegniomycetes; Saprolegniales; Verrucalvaceae
Exons: 1
Coding region: 10-672 (220 amino acids)
Biological process (GO): glutathione metabolic process
Molecular function (GO): glutathione transferase activity
Source: RefSeq, a predicted model, not a curated record
CGACCGUCCAUGGCCAUUUCCAAAUUGUCUCCAGUCCACACCAUGGCCUCACCCACAACGUCGCUACACUUGUCGUACUUUGCCCUCCCUGGCAGGGCCGAGUUGACGCGCCUGCUCUUUGCUUACGGCAACGUGGACUUUCGCGACACCAGAUACACGUUCGAAGAGUACGGGGCCACGAAGAGUACCUUGAACCUUCCGUUCGGCCAGCUUCCCACGUUGCAAGUGGACGGCGCGACCACGUACGCCCAAAGCCUGGCCAUCGCCCGGUACGCGGCGAAACGGGUGGGCUUGUACCCGGAGGACCCGUUGGUGGCCCUCGAGGCCGACUCCGUCGUGGACACCAUCGCCGAGCUCUACAACGCCACCUACCCCAUCAUCUUUGGCGAGAAAGACAAGGACGCCCAGACCACCAAGCUCGACAACCUCAACAACGUCGUGUUUCCGCGCACCUUUGAGCGGUUGGAGCAGCGAGUGCAAGGACCGUUCUUUACCGGCGCGACCGUCACGUUCGCCGAUGUGUACCUCUUGGACGUGGUCGAGAACCACAUCGGUGGCUUCCCCGACCACCUCAAGCUCAAUUUGGCCGCGUACCCCAAGCUGCAAGCCAUCGUGGCGACGUUGCAUGCCAGCGACAAGUUGAAAGCGUACUAUGCGACCAAGUCUCAAUAGAUUUAUUCGUAUCUUAUGACCUCGGCCUCAACGUAGUUUUUAGGGUGAUUGCAGUGCUCACCGACAGUGGUGCAUCGGAAAGAGCGUGUUCUGUGGUCA